Molecule: messenger RNA, 8167 nt
Organism: Ooceraea biroi (clonal raider ant)
Lineage: Eukaryota; Metazoa; Arthropoda; Insecta; Hymenoptera; Formicidae
Product: carboxyl-terminal PDZ ligand of neuronal nitric oxide synthase protein
Molecular function (GO): nitric-oxide synthase binding
Source: RefSeq, a predicted model, not a curated record
UUUCUGAGCUUCCGAUAUUUCGAUAUCGCGUUCGCGUGAUCUUGGAUUAUGUCGCGUUAAAGAACUAAGAGAACUGAAUUAAGAGGAAAUCAUAUGAAAAUGUAAUUAUGGAUAUAAUCAUUAUUAGCAAUUGUGAAAUAUUACAGUUGCCAGUUUAUGUUGUUUUUAGUUGACGAUCUUAUAAUUUAUGUAUAUUGUAUAUUGCAAUUUUACUACAUUUUACUAGAUAUCUUUACUAGAUAUCUUUACUAGAUAUCGUGCACUAGAUAUCCUGCACUAGAUAUCCUGCACUAGAUAUCCUGCACAAAUUUAAAAAUUGUUAAACAAAUGAUAAAUUGGUUACGCAUCACAAAUAUAAGAAAUCAUAUAAUUAUUAAAUUAACUUGAUGCUCUUUUACAUUUUUAACAAAAAUUGAGAUUAAUAAAAAGUAAUAAAAGCGCUUUAAAGCAAUAUUUGUAUUCCGAUCUAAAAUAAUCAUUACAAGUGGAUAGGAUUCAGGGAUUAAUAUUGGAUGAAUUUACACUUAAUAAAUCAUGAUACUAAGAGACAGAAGAGAGUAAAGCGACAUUAAAUUACAAAUAGCGGUCGAGAAAUAGAGCUUUGUCCACGACGAAACGUGCGGUAGCUCUGUCGAGCGCGCUGUCGGGAGCGAUUAGUUAAAUCUCACCCAGAUCCGAGAUCGUUCGCAUCCACCUAUUUAUCCGUGGAUCCAUUUAAUUCGCGUACGCCCGCGCCGUACGCAGUACCAGCCAACGUGAAAUUACACUGUGCACGGACAUACGCAUGUGCACAAAUACGCGCGCGUGCGACAAUUCACGCGGUUCGCCCGCGUCGGUCGCCUGGCGCUUUAUCAACUCACGUUAUUGUAAAUCUAUAAAUAAAUGUGGACUCUCUCUCCUUGGCCGGCGUCUCGCACACCCCCGCCCUGUUCCUCCCGCCGAUCUUUUCUUCGCGGCGGACGGUAUCGGGUGGCGAGGAUGCGAGGGGGAUGCAUGUCAAAGUGAGUGUGUAUUUUCGCCUUUUCGUGGGUGGAGGGAUGGCCCGGUGAAGUUGAGACGCGGAGAGGAGGCGGAAGGGUAAGGGAUCGGGGGUAUCGUUUUGUCAUGUAUUUGCAGUUGCGGCCGUGUGCCGUUUCGGCACAUCGAGUUAUUAAAAUAGUCUGCUACAGACCCGGCGCGAUCUUCCGCGACAUCGACUGCCGGCCGUCUGGCGAUUUCUUCGAUCGGAAAUUCGUUGGACGUUCGGAGAACAAGAGCUCGCUCGCGCGCGGUCGAGACUUUGUAACGUGUGAUUUUAAUCGACGCACGUGUAUGUAGAUACACGAAUGUCUGUGGCUCUUCUGCAAGUGUCAGUAGCUCUGUCCCCAAUGUAUACUUGAGUUUAUUAUACCCCUUACACCAUAUCAUAGUACACCAUGAAAUGUAUACUAUAAUACAUCAUACUAUGUGAUUACAUAUAGUAUCUGGUUUGAGUACAGUAUACGUGAUACUAUAUACUGUACAGUACUUGCAUAUCGAUUGCAAAAUUGCAAGAAAAUUGCUUGUCUAUAUAAAUAUUUAUGUCAUUGUCAUUAGGAUAAAAGAGAUACAUUUGAACAAAUGGUGUAAUUGAUUGCAGUAAUAUUAUAAAUUUUCACUUUAAUGUAAACAUAUAUCCCAAUUGCGUGAUACAAAAAUACACACGUAUCUAAUAUAAACAUUAUGGUAGAGACAUUCUCUCCAUGUAAUAGUUUAUUAUCUUUAUGCGAUGUACAUUGGAAAUUUUUCAUAGUGCAAUGUCGCAAAGCUUUUGAAAUAUUUUUGAUGAAAGGAAGCGAGAGAAUUUGUAUUUACCUAUUAAUUUUCACGUAUUUGCUGAUUCUAUUUUUGUAUCCCGGAUAUCUAUGUAUAUGUAAUAUCGCGUUUGUGGGUUUUCCGGUAAACGUGAAUAUCUCCAUUUGUCUCUUUGUUAAUUAUGAUGUGGAGAUUCUGGAUUCCACUUUUGAAAUCUGGGUAAAUCUAAAAAUAACCGGCGAUUCCCACAGGAGAUAAUAUAUCUAGGAUGUCGCAGAGAUAUCCGCUUUGAUUUGACAUUCGCAGCGUUGAACGAAACUUCUGAAAGAGCUUUUGCUUGUCCCUUUUAUCAGCUAUUUCAACUUUAUAUCGAUUCCUCGAAUGUGGCCAAAAUUUACAUUUUUCGAGUGUUCCACAAGCAUAUAACAAGACUAAAUUUAUAUUACAUAUUAGUAUAAUACUAAAAUAGAAAAUAUAGCAUAAUAUUAAAAUCAAUGUAAAGAGUAUAAUAAUAAUAAGCUAAAUUGGGAUAUUCCUCCCGUGUUUGUAUGUUAGCAAUGCACAGUUGUGUGAGAAUUUCUUUGAAAAUAUAAUAUUUCUAUAUUCUCAAGCACAAAUUGUUUUGCGCCCGCAAUUCAAAGAUUCGCUUCAAUGCAAGUUUAAUAUGAGUUACACUCGCUUUCGGUCGAUAUACAGGAAUAUAUAUCACAAACUUGCCAACUAUGUAAGAUAAUUACGCGUUGCUACAGAACAAAAUGGUACAAUGUAUAAUUCAUCGUCACCGAGGGACAUGGGAGUCUCGGGUGACACACCGACUGUUAAACAACGUUUGGCGUUAUCCUCGCAGUGAACUAUAGAAUAGCAGGCGACUUUUGAGCAUUGCUUUCCGCAUUCUCCUCGGCCCUCAUUCGAUAUUCCAAACUCUCGAUUUGCCCGUCGAAUUUUUGGAUUUUUCAACAGGAGUGAAAACAGAGAUACUGAGUAAUUGAUAUAAUUUUUCUGUGCUUCUCGAGUCGACUAAUUGACCUUAAAAGUAAUUAUGAGAUUGAUUACAGUUAUGAAUCGAAAUUUAAAUUGACAUUUCAAUUCAAUUCAAUUUUAAUAUAAUUUUCAUUCGAUUGAAUUGGAUUCUUUUAUUUUGAAUGAAUUAUGUCUACUACUUAAAACACUGCGAUUUUUUGACUUUCCUAAUAUUAAUUUAGAAAUUAGAAACAAAACUAUUUCGUUAUACAUAAAAAAUGAAUUUUAAUUAUUCCAAAUAUGAUUUUACAUUCUACUUAUUACUACAUUACUUGAGCUCUAUAUUUACAACUUAUUACCAAAGAUUUAUACAAUAAGAUUUCUUCUAUUUACGGAAGUUACUCAAUCCUGCCCGCUGAGAUUCAGCAUUAAACAUGUUCACUUGAUUCUAAGUUUUAUUAAUCCUAUACAAAAGUCGUGCACGUUAACCUCUAUUGCGCGCAUUUAGCUCUACAUCGGUGCAAUCUGGAUACGAAUCGUAUUGUAAAUGAGAGUCGAUUUGGACCGCGCAGAUUACGUGAAGAGAGAUCGUUGCGGAGGAGGAAGAACUGGGAGAAAGAGAGAGAAGUGCCAUUGAGCGGGCCGAGAGCGAGAAUAUUAAUGCGCUUAUAAAUAAACCCGGGGGAAAAAUCCAGCGAAGCGCCCGCGUAGCUCUGCGGCGGCUGCUGCUGUUGCGUGCUUCUUGCUGGCGAAGAAACCACGCUAGGAAGUCGUACGGUCAACUUCGCCAGCUUUCGCGGUCCCAUUUACCAAGCUCGACACCCUAACCUUAGUCUUAGUUUUCUUCCUUUUCUUCUUCCUACGCACAUUACCGGCUCUCGGAUAUGCAUCCGGUGCAACGACGCGCCGUGGAAGCCGUAGACGAUCAUCAUUGCGCGAUCCUCGAGGAAGUGAUUCUGUGCGAACGAUGUGCAUCGGAGAUCGAAAUCGACGUCGUGGUGAUUAAAUGAUCGAGCAAUGAUUGAGGAGUUGAAGAUAUAUGGGGUGAUGAGCGAGUGAAAAUAGGAGAUCAAGUUCGAUUCGAGAGCAUGUGUUAUAACAUGAAGGCGCUGGGUAAGGGAUCUACGGCGAUACGGUAAUACACAAAGGGGAAAUUUUCAUUGGAUAGUGUAUUCGUGUACUAGUUGGAAAUAUUGCCACAAUUAAACAUUACCAUAUCGCGCGACUGAAUUAUUCAUACUAGAGUUACAAUUUGCAUAUUAGCAAUUGAUCAAUAGUUGUAUUAGUUAACGAGAUAUGUAUUUAGAAGAUGUGUGUAAGACAUAAUACUUUUUCAAUUGAUGUAUUAAGAUUUUUGUUACUAUUGUUGUGUGUAAGGGAUUUCUCACAAUAUUUUGCAAGUUUUUGCUAUUAAUUUAUUGCAAUUAUUCAAUGUUAUAGAUAUAUAUCUUAAAUAGAUCAGACUACUAUAUGUUUUCAGUUUAUGGAUAUUGAUAUCUCCCAGAAAAAUUCUCUCUGCGUUACGUUUCCAAUUACAGAAUCAUCACGCGCGGAAAAGAAUAAUGAUCAAAUAAUAAAUUAAUAAUAAUGAGAAGAUUUUCUUCAUAUUCAGUCAUAUUGAAGUCAACCGUUCCGUGUGACCUUAUCUUUUUUCUCUUUCUUCUUUAAAUGUAAUCGUUUCUUUCAGUAAAAUCAUUAACGUCAUGAUAAAAUCGACCACAUGAUCAAAUACAAUACGUACAAUUUAGGAUCGAUGUGUCCUCGUGCAAUGUGCGAUUCUUCACGGAAACUACGUGGGUCCCCAUAAUAGCUUCUAUCAAAUUACGCGCGAUUUAGCGGGGAAUUUGCCAGAGGAUUGUAUCCAGCACGACUAUUUAUAAUUGAAAACGUGGCGCGCCAACAUUGAUUCUUUGAACGGUUCGAAUUCGAAUCGCAAAUCGUAUCCACGGAUAUAAAACAAAUAAAUGCUGGAGGGUGGCGAAGUGUUCGAUGCUCGUGAAAACGGACGUACGUACUUCCUGAAGCAUAAAAUUCGACGAUGUCUGCGACUUGCGUCAGCGGUUACGAUUAUUUAUCCUGGGGAUUGUCAAAUGGCUGGCGUACGUCUUUAUUACGCUAUUACCGCUGCAGCAUUAGCUGGCAUUGGCGAUAAUGCAUUCUAGACAUCCAUCGAUGUCCAUUUAAUGUAAUAUGCGUCAGAUAUGCGCACACCUAACAUAUUCUGACAUUCUCGCGAGUGUCUAAUGGACGGACACGUAGACUGUUUACAGAAUUAUGUUUGUACAAUUAAAUAUACAUAAGUCGUAGGACAAGGGAAGAUAUUUCGAGGUUCAUAGAUAUUUAGGUACAAAAUAGGCAUUUGGAAGUUUAUGGAAAUUUAAAGAAAGCGAAUGAAAGAUGAAAGUUUUUCUACGAAUAAAGUCUUGAAUGCAAGCAAUAAUUCCUUGAUAUUUCGUGUACUACUCAUUAGCUGCGAAUCGCUUGCCUAUGUGAAAUCUUACACGUGUUUACGAUCUUCACGGCCUCGACAAGAAGCUGAAAUAGGUUCAAAAGAACUCCCAAGGUAAACGGUCCGCCUUUGUGCCACCAAGGUGACGAAUCUUCUAAAUAAAAAAAAAUAAAGAAAGAAAUGUAGCUCGCGAGAUCUAGCGCAAUAUGGACGACACCGUCCGCAGCUGUGAACGCGUGAAAAUUUGGAGGCGGACGUAAGCGUCAGGUAUCCUAGAAUCAUGCUCAAGCAUUCGUUGAGGUCGAUGAUGGCAUCGACCGAGCUUCCUACGCCAGGAAGUCCCGGUCCUAGUCCUGGUAGCCCUUUCGAGAUGACACCUAGACCACGCAAGAAGCUCUCUUUCAAAGAACCAGAGACCCUCAAUCACAUGAAAUCGCGCAAGUCGUUGAUACGACCGAAGCUGAUACUCGCGCAAAACAGUGUCGACCUCAGCUUCGAUGAAAAUCCCUUUGAGGAGGAAAACGAGGAUCUUGAUGAGCUCGAGAGCCAGGCGAUGAGGGUGGUCAGAACGGUUGGGCAAGCUUUCGAAGUGUGCCAUAAAUUAAGUAUAAACAACGCUGCAGAAGAUCGCGAACGAGGAGACAAGGACGGCGAAAAUCACGCUGAGAAUUACGGCGAUGUUUAUGAGGACCAAGAAGAAAUUCCUAAUGAACAAUCUCAGCCUUCCCCGUCGCCCGUACAUAAAGACAUAUCAUUAUUAGGAGAUACUGAAGAUUCGGUCCCCGAACAGACGUCCGUUACUUGUCUCCUUCGAUCACACGAUGGAGCAGCGACAACGACCUCUACCUCACCGAUUAGACAGUCGCCAUCGGGCACGGUGACCUCCGAGUGUGGAGGUUUACUGGUGGGAGGCGAGUUAACAGCCCUGAAACACGAGAUACAGCUCUUACGUGAGCGUUUGGAGCAACAGAGUCAACAAACCAGAGCUGCCGUUGCCCAUGCGCGACUACUUCAGGAUCAGCUAGCGGCGGAAACGACAGCACGAGUUGAGGCACAGACGAGAACGCAUCAGCUCUUAGUGCAAAAUAAGGAAUUGCUGGAACACAUAAGCGCGCUGGUGAGCCACUUGAGGGAACAAGAGCGCGUUUCCGGUGGUCACGUCACCUCGCAGUCGCAAAUACCGACAGCCGCGUCGAUGCAACCGCCGGGUGCGGCGGUUUCCGACUUGUCGAGCCUCGGCCAGUGCCAGCGGACUGGUGGCCAGGGCUCGCCGUGGGAACUAGAACCGCCGACCUUUCCGUAUUGCUCAUAUCCAGCGGAAUCGCUCUAUUCCGGAAGCCUGGGCGCUCUAGGGAUUCAGGGUAAUAACGCCACCGCGGAUCAACUGCAGUUCCAGACACAGCUGUUGGAGAGACUGCACAAUUUAAGCCCAUUUCAGCCGCAAAGAUCACCCUACAACACACCGUCGCCGUACGCGAUGGGUCCGAGUUUACUCUUACCGCCGUGCAGCGGGCCAACAAAUUCGGCCCAGCUAUCGCCGAGUUCCGCGUCCUUGCGAGUUUCUCAGCCGAAUAGUUUUUCUUCAUCGCCGGUCAUGACGCACAAGCUCGACAACUACGGAGCUACGGAGAAUACGGAUACUCAGCAGCAGCAGCAAGCUGCAUUCAUAAAGCCGUUGCCAUGCACCAACGAUAAAAGCGCACUGUACUCAUCGACCGACGCAAAGAUGAAAGAGCGUAUAAAUCCGCAGGACGACAUACCUCCGAUAAUUCUGGAUCCACCGCCGCAAGGUAGACGCGCGGACAAUAACGCGGUCAAGAAAACGAGCUCAGCGAAUCAGGGCAUCUCGAAUAACAAGACCAAUGUGCAAAAUUCGAAAAAUCUGGCGACCAUCCUGCGAACUUCCGGUCCACCGCCCUCCCGCACGACAAGCGCUCGAUUACCGUCGCGCAAUGAUCUGAUGAGCGAGAUGCAACGAACCACUUGGGCUCGUCACACGACCAAGUGAUUCUAUAAUAAGACUACAAAUUAAUUCGAUGUUUUUUUUUCAGCAAAAAUCAACCUUGAUCUUUAUUUGAAAAACCAGUUGAUCGUUCUCUCUCCUCUAGAUUCUCUAGAUCCUCCCUCCCUUGUAAACGUUUAUUUGUUUAAAAAAACAAAUUAUUUCAUAGAUUUAAAUACUUGAAUUUACAAAGUAAUUUAGGUUUGUUUAGGAGUAGAUAAAACUAAAGGCGCCGAAUUAAUUUGUAUAGUCAAUUAUAUGCAUGUGAUAAUACGAUAACGCGUUAUCCACGCGAUUUCUUGUCCUGAACAGCGUAAAAAUGUAUCUCGUUAGUGUACGAAGAAGAAACGUCUUGUCGAAUUAUAUUCUACUAGUUGCACAUCACGAAAAACCACGCGUGGAUUUGAGAAUGUUUGGUUCAACGGAUAUCAGGGUUUGCAUUUCCCUCUGAAUCGCUCAAAUGUAAAAUCUAUAUCAUUUCGACAUUUCGAUUUGUAUCUGGAAAUUCUUAUAGACACAAAAUGCAUCAUUUCAUGACGCUUGAAACUAGAACGCUUGAACGAAAGAGGUGAAGAUGCUUCAUAAUGCGUUCUUACCUGAUGAAUAUCAUUGAACGUAGCCGUUAAAAGUUCACACGACGAAUGCAAGAAUCGCGAUUUCAACAGAUACUGAUAGAUUUGUUUGUUGGGUUUUUUUGUAACAUCUGCGGAGAAUGUUUGUAAAAAUCGAAGUAGUAACCGAAGAAACUACGAGUCAUCUCACAUACGUCUCACAUACAUGUCUCGUGUGUCCGAAGGAACAAGUCAUAAUGCAUCUUGUCGCGAUGUAUUUAUUCGCGAUUUAUAGCGUACUACUCCCAUUGUAUAAGAAUCGUCCAGAGAAUCUAACCGACGAAUAUUUUCUUGUGCCAAAACUAUCGAGAGAAUUUAUUUUCAGUAUAUAUUUUUAAGUAUAAUGUAAAUAAAAAUGUGCGUGAUAUUACA